Molecule: messenger RNA, 1354 nt
Organism: Leptinotarsa decemlineata (Colorado potato beetle)
Lineage: Eukaryota; Metazoa; Arthropoda; Insecta; Coleoptera; Chrysomelidae
Biological process (GO): chitin-based cuticle development
Cellular component (GO): chitin-based extracellular matrix
Molecular function (GO): structural constituent of chitin-based larval cuticle
Source: RefSeq, a predicted model, not a curated record
AAUGGGAUGAAUAGUCCGUAUCAUAUGAUCAAUAGUUAGUGAAUUAACAACAUGAAACCAUUUGUGUUGCUGUCCACCUUAGUGGCUCUAGCCAGUGCAAGACCUGAAGCUGGAUACAGCUACAGUCCUCCAUCUAGUUCUUAUGGAGCCCCAUCGGGCGGUGGAGGCGGUUUCAUUGGAGGAGGACAUGGAGGAGGUGGUGGUGGCGGAGGUGGAUUCGGAGGCGGUGGCGGAUUUGGAGGCGGCGGCGGAUUAGGAGGUGGCGGCGGCUUUGGAGGAGGCGCUGGCGGCGGCGGCGGAUUUGGAGGCGGUUUAGGCGGCGGUAUUGGAGGAGGUUUCGGAGGAGGCGGCGGUGGAGGCGGUGGUGGUGGAUUUGGAGGUGGUUUCGGAGGAGGCACCACUGUCCAGAAACAUAUCUAUGUUCAUGUACCACCACCAGAGCCAGAAGAGUUUAGACCUCAGAGACCUAUUCAAGUUGGACAAGCCCAGAAGCACUAUAAAAUUAUUUUCAUCAAGGCCCCAAGUGCACCUGCACCAACUGCCCCGAUAAUUCCAGUUCAACCACAGAAUGAAGAAAAGACCUUAGUCUACGUUUUGGUCAAGAAACCUGAAGAAGCACCUGAAAUAACCAUUCCAACUGCAGCUCCCACACAACCAAGCAAACCCGAAGUCUACUUCAUCAGAUACAAAACUCAGAAGACCGCCGCUGGAGGUGGUGGUGGUGGAUUUGGAGGUGGUUUCGGAGGUGGAGCCGGAGGCGGUGGCGGCGGCGGAGGUGGUUUCGGAGGUGGAGCUGGUGGUGGAUUCGGAGGAGGAGCAGGCGGUGGUUUUGGAGGUGGAAUUGGAGGUGGCAUCGGAGGAGGAAUUGACGGUGGAAUCGGAGGAGGAAUCGGAGGCGGCCAUGGAGGUGGUUCUGGUGGUGGAGUAUCAACCAGCUAUGGCCCUCCAGGCAAAUCCGGCCCGUACUAAAAGCUCCAAGACACCUUUGUAACGACUGAAGAAAAAUAUUUGUCGUUACAUUCCAACAACGAAUGGUGAUGCUGGUAUAUCUGCAAUUGCCGCCAAAAAUUUUGACAUAGUUUGUUAAGAAUUUUGACUAACUUUUGACGUCGGUUAUAGAUACUUUCGGUUUGUUCAAAACAGCAAAUUGAGAUUUAAUGGGUCGCUUUCGAUGAAACUGCGAAUCUUUUGAAAAAAGACUAAAAAAGUUCGCCGUAUACGAUUUAAGAGGGUUUUGAAGUUUCAUCAGAAGUGUUUCAUUUUGUAAAUAUAGUGCAAUAUAAAUGUAUGUUAUAUUUUAUAUAUUUUUGUAUAUUUUUGUAUGAAUACGGUGACAAAUAAAUGUAUUUUUUAA